Molecule: messenger RNA, 1347 nt
Organism: Nematostella vectensis (starlet sea anemone)
Lineage: Eukaryota; Metazoa; Cnidaria; Anthozoa; Actiniaria; Edwardsiidae
Product: plasminogen receptor (KT)
Exons: 5
Coding region: 313-846 (177 amino acids)
Biological process (GO): positive regulation of plasminogen activation
Cellular component (GO): plasma membrane
Source: RefSeq, a predicted model, not a curated record
AGUGCUACCUUAUUUGAAGUGGCUGUAUGAAUUGGGUUAACAUUGAUUUAUACAGCACAAUAAGUUUUAAGUGGUAAAAGUUGACUCAAUGUUGGGUUUCCAUUGCACAAAAUAUAAAAAAAUCGGCAAUCAGAAGCUCAAUAAUUGAAUCGGUUUCAUGCUCUUACCAUGCAACACGACUGGUACAGCAGGGCAUAAUUCAGAACCAAAUGUAAUUCUGCUAUGUCAAACUCAAUUGAUUCAGACGUCAAACUGAUUAUGUGCCAAAUCAAAGAAAAUCAAUUCGACAUGGCAUUCAACUUAUGAAACAGGAUGUAUAAAUGGGGCCUACGACUACGUAAGUCCUGCUGCGAAAGCGCAACACCCCCUGCAUCAAGUCCUCACAACCUAUUUAAGAUGGGUUCUGCUCUAGGAGGAGCUAUGAAAGAGACAAUGGAUGAAAAUAUGAAGAAAAACCAGGAGUUCAUGCUAGCCUCCCAGAAACUCCAGAUGGCAAGACAGCUGCAGAUGCAAAAUCUGAUGCGUGAAAAGCAGAUGUCCAUGAUGUUGGCUGGAUCUAGGGAAAUGUUCACAUGGAUUGCCUCAUUCUACAGUUUAGCAACUCUUGGCAUGUUUGCAGGGUUUUUAAGAACUAAGAAGCCGUCUGUAGUAGUACCAUUUCUUCCUUUAUCAUUCAUUGUCGCCUAUCAGUAUGACUACUGUUAUGGACACAAGAUAGACAGAAUAAGAGCUGAGGCAGAGCGAAUCCUGGAGAAGGAGCACGUUCUUCUUAGCAUGCCAGAAGGAAUGCCGACCUUUGAAGACAUUGAGAAUGCCAGGAAAGCAGCAGAAGGAGAGGACAAAUAAGUUAAACGCUUAAAAUAACUGAAAGAAAGUUAAUGCCUUUCUUUUUUUCUGUCGCUUGACUAGGCACCGUUUUUACAACUGCUGUUAACUGAAAAUAUUUUAUCUCAAACCUACAGCAUAAAAUCUUAAAAAGGUAAAUCUUAAAGAGGUAACCAACUGGGUUACUCUUAUAAUGUAAAUUAUUAGUUCUCUUUCGAGCAGGGCCGGUACUAAGUGUUACAGAUGUCUUCUAGUGUUCGCCAAAAGCAAACGUUGAGGUUUGCGGUAUCGCGAUAUCUGAGAUGCAUUUUAUUAGAUUAUUUUGCUACUGUAGUUCCUGUGAAAAAUAUUGUGAUAAGAGGACUUUAAGACGUCGAAUCUAACAUUUUUGUACGUAAACGACCUUGUUUGGUCGUGGAGAGGAUAACUUGAUGAUGCUUCCCUCAUGAAGAAAUAACUGUAGUAUCGCUUGAAGUUAAUAAAAAGCGUUGGCUGUAGAAAAAAGACCACGCCCCCUCAAAA